CCAUAUAUAUACGCAUCUCCAUGAACACUACCAUCUCAUCUGCUACACAACACAUUCACAUUUACUACUUCAAGUUUCACUCUUGUUUAAACACUAUUUGCUUACCAAAUUCUUCAAACCAAGAAAUCAAACAAGAUCAUGAGUUCAACGAGCAGAGCUUGGAUUGCUGCCGCCAGCGUCGGAGCUGUGGAGGCUUUGAAAGAUCAGGGAUUCUGUAGAUGGAACUACACCAUGAGGUCGGUACAUCAUCACGCCAAGGCCAGUCUCAGGUCCUUUUCUCAGGCCAAGAACCUCUCUUCACAAUCUCCGGCGGUGGCCGCGUCUGCGAGCAGAGUGAGGGGAGGAGAGGAGGCGAAGCAAUCGGAGGAGUCGUUGAGAAAAGUCAUGUACUUGAGCUGUUGGGGUCCCAAUUAGUUGAUCCUAAAAAACCCAACAAUUAACUGAGCUGAGAAUUUAGUAACUUCGAGAUUUUCGGGUUUUGAGUCAGGUCUGGAUGUUGCAAAACGGACGCCCGAUCCGAUCUGAUGUAAAUACUAAAUGUAGAAAUAUGUCCUCGGAUUUAUUGAUAAAUGAUAAUCAGUCUUUUCCUCGAA
Rhododendron vialii is the source of this 593-nucleotide messenger RNA. RefSeq lists its product as uncharacterized. The transcript has a single exon. Lineage: Eukaryota; Viridiplantae; Streptophyta; Magnoliopsida; Ericales; Ericaceae. The record is from RefSeq and is a predicted model, not a curated record. Bases 139 to 414 code for a protein of 91 amino acids.